GGCACACAUCUGUAUCACAAGUGACGAAAACGUUUCUCCGUGAGCACCUGUUGUACAACACUGCAUCAAGGUCCAAUAAUAUGUUGGUAAUCCCGAUGGAUGGGGAAAAGAUUGUAAUGGAUUCUGAAGACUUUGAGAAGUUUUUCGAAAACUACACAUAUGACCUCUUCAAUGAUAGUGAAGGAGAUACGUGUUGCGGUGUAGGAGAGGUGUGUGACUUCACCAAAGGCAUGCGUUUUGACGCAGUCUUCCUCCCGUUGUUGUACUCUGUGGCUGUGGUCCUGGGCCUGCUCGGAAAUGGGCUCGUCUUUUGGAUUCUGGCCCAGAAGAAGCGGAGCUGGACCGUGACAGACACCUUCAUCCUGCACCUGGGCAUAGCUGACAGCAUGCUGCUGUUUACCCUGCCGUUCUGGGCGGCUCAAGCCACUCAAACUGAGGGGUGGACUUUUGGGACGCCGCUCUGCAAAAUUACUGGCGCUAUCUUCCAGAUUAACUUCUACUGCGGGAUCUUCCUGCUAGCCGUCAUCAGUCUAGACCGCUACCUGUCCAUAAUCCACGCUGCGCAGAUGUACUCCCGCAAAAAAACCUGGGUGGUUCACUCUAGCUGUGCAUUCGUGUGGAUCUGUUCCAUUUUACUCUCCAUCCCAGACUGGCUGUUCCUGCAGUCUGUAAAGGACACCAGGCGGAACAAAACAGAGUGUGUCCACAACUACCUGGGGUACGGUCAGUCCGUGCCUCAAUGGCGCCUGGCGUCCCGUCUGAUCUACCACCUGGUCGGAUUCCUGCUUCCCUCCGCCGUCCUCCUCUACUGUUAUUCCUGCAUACUGCUGCGGUUGCAGCGCGGCUCCCAGGGUCUCCAGAAGCACAGGGCGGUCAGGGUCAUCCUGGCCCUGGUCCUGGUCUUCUUCCUCUGCUGGACGCCCUACAACAUCACCCUCAUGGUGGACACGCUGCAUAGCAACAACACCCUGAAGGACACCUGCGAGACGAGGACCAGCCUGGACAUCGCCCUCUCAGCCACAUCCUCUCUGGGCUACCUCCACUGCAGUCUCAACCCGGUGGUGUAUGCUUUCGUGGGGGUGACGUUCCGGCGCCACCUGCUGGCCAUACUGAGGUCGCUGGGCUGCAAGAUGAAGAUCGGGGCAGGAAUGAGAACCACAGACAGCAGGAGGAGCUCUGUGUGGUCCGGAGACACAUCCAACACUCUCGCCAUUUGAGGUACACUGCUGGGGUUCAGAUGGCUGAGCGGUUAGGGAGUCGGGCUAUUAAUCAGAAGGUUGUUGGUUCGUGCCAAAUGACGUUGUGUCCUUGGGCCUGUCACCCUACUUGCCUCGGGGAGAAUGUCCCUGUACUUACUGUAAGUCGCUCUGGAUAAGAGCGUCUACAAAAUGUAAAUGUAAAUUUGAGAGUGGCGAAGAGAGAAGGGGGACAGAGAGAGUCGGCUGCAGGGGCGCCGUAGCGCUUGGUGACCUGUUCCAACUGUUCCAGUUUAUAAAUAUGAUAAUAAUCUGACCUUUGUCCGAUUCUAACUUCCUUAUUGAUACGAAGAAGUAGUAAGGGUAAGGAGGUUGUAACCAGAAACCACUUGUAGCAUUGUUGUGUAAAGUCAUAAAGCAAACUUCUUUUAACUUUUCCUUCAGAGAUAGUUCCUUCCUUAUGUAUGUGUUAGGAACCUUUUAUAAGAUAAUAAGUACAGUAUAUUGAUUUGACUUUGUCAAAACAAAUUUGUGUUUUUUUAUAAGAUAAUUUAACUUUUGUGACCUGGAAUUAUGACUUUGUAAAACCGACUUCGUAAAUUUGUGAAUUAUGAUGAUAUAUGUAUUUUUUCAUGACUUGUCCAAUAAAGUUAUA
Molecule: messenger RNA, 1851 nt
Organism: Osmerus eperlanus (European smelt)
Lineage: Eukaryota; Metazoa; Chordata; Actinopteri; Osmeriformes; Osmeridae
Gene: cxcr3.1
Product: chemokine (C-X-C motif) receptor 3, tandem duplicate 1
Exons: 3
Coding region: 81-1217 (378 amino acids)
Biological process (GO): calcium-mediated signaling; regulation of leukocyte migration; immune response
Cellular component (GO): membrane; external side of plasma membrane
Molecular function (GO): C-C chemokine binding; C-C chemokine receptor activity; C-X-C chemokine receptor activity
Source: RefSeq, a predicted model, not a curated record